CCAUGCUGUACCUGGUACUGAGGAUUGAGCUCAACAUGAGCCUUGUUUCACAGCAGUCUUUGAGAAAUUCCUAUCAUGUUACGUUCCCAUAAGCACUUUCAUUGUGAGGGGCACUAAUGGGAGUUUCUACGGCUUAAGUGGCUGGUUGCAAACAGAUUCCUUCACACUAGCAGCGAGGCACAUUCUGAGGGCCUGCAGAGUGUGUUUAGGGUCAUGUGGAGUGUGACGUGGUCCUGAAGGCAUUGAGCCCGUUUGUUGCAAAGCUCAUAAGCUCCGUCACAGACUGGUUCCUGUCCAAACCAGCAUGGGCAAACCUAGAAGUACUGAAGGACACAGAACUGAAAACUAGUGGAGGCGUCCAUGAGCGACACAGGGCCAAAACUCUGUGGGAGAAGACUGGAGCUGUGGUUAUGGUUGUACGGCGACGUGGAUGAUUAUUGUGCAGAGAGGAGGCUGCUGAGCUGUCCUCUCUAAAGUCCCAGCUGCAGGAACUUGAAGUCCCUCUGUUUGCCGUGGUCAAAGAGAACCUUGGCAAGGAGCUGGACUCCUUCAAGAAGUACUUCUCUGGAAAGGUCUAUGUGGAUCAGAAGAGAAAUUUCUAUGGCCCUCAAAAGAGGUGGAUGUGUCUCUCCAUAUGUCUGCGUGUUGGUGUGUGGAGGAACAUUUGGCGGGCCUUCAGGAAGGGCUUUGGAGGAAACAUAAGAGGGGAAGGACUUGUCCUGGGUGGAGUCUUUGUCAUCGGGCCUGGAGAUCAGGGUAUUCUACUGGAGCACCGCGAGAAGGAGUUUGGGGAUAAAGUUAAUAUGCUGGCAGUACUCAGAACAGCCUGUAAAAUGUGAGAUGACAUUGCAAGAUAGAUCUCAAAUAUGUGAAUGAAUGGACUGUUUGUCAUUGAUGUAAUAAUGGUUGCAGCAUGUUGCCAUUUGCUGUCUGCAUUAUUUAAGCUAAACCAAGAAUGUUCUUUACACCAUGAUGUGCUCUACUCAUAUUUUAUUUGGAAAUGUAAUGCUUUUCUGGCUGCAUUCACCUAUUGCUGAUAUGUUAUGCUGGUGUUAUGCGGGUAAAUGUGUAACUUUAAGUGUUUAUUGGCCCUCAGUCAGCAGUUCUGGUCUUGGUUGAGUGAUGGUCUUCUGUGUGCUUUAAUGAAGAUUUGUUUCUAAACUCUGCUGAGGGAAAAGAUCUGAUGCCAGCACACACCUCCAACACUUUUAGCAAGACAGUCUUGGCCCUGACAUGAGGGAGAUUGACCCGUUGGAGUGAUUAACGCAUUUUGUGUUCUGCCAUGUAAUAAACCACUAAACCA
Etheostoma cragini (Arkansas darter) is the source of this 1303-nucleotide messenger RNA. Its product is annotated as peroxiredoxin-like 2A. NCBI's taxonomy places the organism in Eukaryota, Metazoa, Chordata, Actinopteri, Perciformes, Percidae. The transcript is spliced from 6 exons. The record is from RefSeq and is a predicted model, not a curated record.